Synchytrium microbalum is the source of this 1302-nucleotide messenger RNA. RefSeq lists its product as uncharacterized. The record is from RefSeq and is a predicted model, not a curated record. NCBI's taxonomy places the organism in Eukaryota, Fungi, Chytridiomycota, Chytridiomycetes, Synchytriales, Synchytriaceae. Gene Ontology annotation, molecular function: protein binding. Bases 1 to 1302 code for a protein of 433 amino acids. The transcript has 5 exons.
AUGGCAGCCGCUACAGCUGUCAGAGUAGCACCCAAUGAGAAAACACUGGCCCUUUUUAUAGGUGGUGAGCCGUACAUAUGGUCGCAAUCCGACGAGGAUUCAAGUUUGACGCUUCAAGCUUGUUUGCCACGAAACACCAAGGCAAAAGACGUCCAAGUCGAUUAUUCUGAUGAUCACGUAGUAGUGACGAUACUUGAGAGUAAUGUCCGUGUACAGGGAAAGCUAUAUGGUUCGAUCAACAAGCACGAUCUAGUUUGGCAAUUGGAAACCACUCCCAAAGAUGGUAGAAGAGUCUUGACUGUUAACAUGGAAAAGCUGGUUGAAACAAGAUGGCCUACGCUGAUAGUAGAACCAAUCAAUGGCAAUAUCGAUCCACAUUCUCUGUAUCUAUUAGCCGAAGGAGAUCUAGCCAGUGCCCGAAUCUCAACAAACCAGGCUGAAUCGCUGCAGUUUAACAUUGACGCACUCGCCAAACUGACAAAAGCAGCAGAACAAGACAACAUCCCCGCUAUACUACGAUUAGCUGCAUGGUAUCAAUUUGGCGCUGAAGCAUCGAAUGCCAUUCCUGUGAAGAAAGACUUGGAAAAGGGGUUUGAAUUACAUUUGAAGGCCGCUGAAUUAGGAAACUGUGAAGCUUGUUACAUAGUAGGAUGCUCGUUCGCCAACAUAUCAGGUGACAGUAUCAAAGUAUCGUAUCCUGAUGCUAUAGUAUGGUGGACGAAUUGCCUGAACUAUGAUGAUCACUUGGCUGAUCAUUCUCGAGCUUUGUAUGUGUCAGCGGCAUGGCAGGCAGGGCUCUUGCUGCUAAAAGGUGGCGAUAAGCUCGGAGAUCCAGCACCCGAGAAGGCUCUUACGUAUUGGAAGAUAUCUGGGAGUCAGGGCCAUCCGCCAUCCAUGUAUAAUAUAGGACUGUUGCUUAUGAAUGGAUGGGGGACCGCAACUACUGACGUUGCGGCUGGCGUGAAAUUAAUUGCUUCGGCGGUCAGUAUAGAUCCCAGCAAGGUCCUUACACUUCCACCUCAACUUGAAGGUCUGACUCCUGUAGAGCUCGAGAAACUGAUAGAAAUGGCGCGAGAGAACAAGGAAGAGCUCGUUCAUGUGCUCGUUGAUAAAGUGAAGGCUGAACAAAAAGCUGCUGAAGACAAGACACUGAAAAAGAAGAAGAAGAGGAAGUCUUCAAAGAAAGUGGAUCAAACUGGUCUUUCCACGACUACUAUUGUGGUUGGAGUUGUAGGAGUAGUUGCACUCACUGCAGCAGUGGGAUACCUCGCUUAUCGUUAUGGCGAACGCCGUACCUCAUAA